Messenger RNA from Miscanthus lutarioriparius, 900 nucleotides. NCBI's taxonomy places the organism in Eukaryota, Viridiplantae, Streptophyta, Magnoliopsida, Poales, Poaceae. The record is from the annotation of a GenBank genome assembly.
AUGGAGAACGGGGGUGAGAGGAGCGCGAUGGAGAAGUUACCAGCCACGGAGUGGAUCAUGUGUUCCACGUGCUCCGGUUUUGUGUGCAGGACGAGGCGCACAGCCGAGGUGGUGGAGGUGGUGAAGGAAGCCGGGAAGAUGCGGGACUUGAUGAAGGCGGUCCUGCUGCACGGGCCCCUCCAGGAGAUAGAGCCAGCUGAGGCGACGAAGGAGCAGUGGAAGACCAAGAAGUGCCCGACUUGCUCCGGUUCGCUGUUAGAGGCGUGCCCGACUAGCUCGAUGGAGGAGGGCAGCGUGUUCAUGGCUGUCCUUCUGUCGGAGGGCGGGAUGGAGAGGAAGAAGAUUGCGACGGAGGACGAGGCGAUGGUGGCAGACGCCAGAUCGGAGCAGAAGUUGAAGCAAUCGAGGGAGGAGGGCAAGAGAUCUAGCAGCGGAUUGGAGGAGAAGAAGAAGGCGAAGAGCGAGGAUAAGGAAGGCAGUGGAUCAAAGAGGAAGAAGGCUAAGAGAUCGAGCGAGAUGGAGGGUAGUGGAUCGAAGGAGGCAAAGAUGAAGGGCAGCGAAUUGAAGGAGGCGGCGGAGAUUGAGGACAUCAUCAAAUCAGACGGCGAGGAGGCAAAGAUGGAGGACAGCGAAUCGGCUGUCGGAAAUAGGAAGACUAAGAUGGUGACUAAGAGGUUGGACAAGAAGUCCAUUCAUAUUUUCAAGAAUCAGCCCCCUCCCAAGCCCCUCAUCGACAAUUCGCUUUACGUGAACCAACACAUGAUUGAUAUUAUUACUGCCCAUGAUGAGGUUGAUCGUGUGUUCCUUGAGUACUUGCAAUGCCAUUCCUCCAUCAAGGGGUAUGCUGAGGUCCAGCUGGAGGUCACCGAUGACGAAGGCGAUGACCACAAGUUGGUGUAG